Molecule: messenger RNA, 888 nt
Organism: Adineta ricciae
Lineage: Eukaryota; Metazoa; Rotifera; Eurotatoria; Adinetida; Adinetidae
Source: the annotation of a GenBank genome assembly
AUGUUUUCGUUUCUCACUAUCCUUCUAUACUUCAUUCACGCUGUACCAAUCGCUGGAUCUCCUCCGAUAGUCUUAUGGCAUGGCAUGGGCGAUAGCUGUUGUAAUCCAUUAAGUCUAGGCUCGAUAAUCAAACUACUCAAGCAGCAACUAUCCGAUCCAUAUGUUCUAUCCUUACGAAUCGGUUCGAAUAUUGUCGAAGACACUUCGAAUGGAUUCUUUAUGAAUGCUAAUCAUCAAAUUGAUUAUGCUUGUAAAUUAUUAAAUGCUGAUAAGAAUCUUACGCAAGGUUAUCAUGCGAUUGGGUUUUCUCAAGGUGGACAAUUCCUUCGAGCCGUUGCGCAACGUUGUCCAGAACCACCGAUGCUUAAUUUAAUUUCAAUCGGUGGUCAACAUCAAGGCGUCUUUGGCUUCCCUCGGUGUCCUGGUGAUAAUGAAACGAUCUGUAAUUAUAUUCGUGAUCUGUUACGUUUCGGUGCUUAUGAAUCGUUCGUUCAAAAUCAUCUUGUACAAGCUGAAUACUGGCACGAUCCCCAUAAAGAGACAACCUAUCGUAAAGCAAGUGUAUUCUUAGCUGACAUUAAUCAAGAGCGAACGUUUAACGAACAAUACAAAACGAAUUUAUUGAAAAUACGUAAUUUAAUUCUGGUGAAAUUUCUACGUGAUACAAUGGUGACACCACACGAAAGUGAACAUUUCGGUUUUUACGAAGAAAACGAUACAUCAAAAAUUAUUCCAUUACGGGAAAGUUCUCUUUAUUCCAAAGAUUUAUUAGGUCUAAAGACGAUGGACGAGCAAUCGCGUAUCAAAUUUCUUGAAUCAGAUACUGAUCAUUUACAGUUUACGGAUCAAUGGUUCAUUGACAACAUAAUCUCAUAUCUCAAAGACUGA